Messenger RNA from Folsomia candida, 1223 nucleotides. RefSeq lists its product as uncharacterized. The transcript is spliced from 2 exons. Lineage: Eukaryota; Metazoa; Arthropoda; Collembola; Entomobryomorpha; Isotomidae. Bases 85 to 1065 code for a protein of 326 amino acids. Gene Ontology annotation, molecular function: protein binding. The record is from RefSeq and is a predicted model, not a curated record.
UCCUUAUAUUCGACCACACUUCGCGAGAACGACACGCUUAAUUAAUCCAUUCCUUCCUUCUUCUACACCAACUUUUUUAAAAAAAUGUCCUUUAACCUCCUCCCUCUUUUUCCCCUCUUUUUCCUCCUCCCUUACUCCACCCCUCAACUCCUCACUACCGAAUGUGGCGCCCGGCUUGCAUCCGGGCGAUACGCCACCACCGCCAUCUAUGACGAAUCCGACUCCAUCUACAUAAUCGGCGGGAUACCGUACGGUGACUACGAAAUUUCGAGGUACUCCAUCACCUCGGACGAAAUCUCCAUCGUGGCACGCCUCCCCUCCAACCGGGCCGCCGGGACGAUGUCGAUUGACACGCAGGGGAGCAUUUAUUACCAUGGCGGCGUCCAAAACGGGCAGUACGGAAGGAACGACAUUUUCAAAUAUAUCCCGGGAAACAUUAACCCCGUCAGAGCGAUUGGCGUCAUCCCCUGGUAUAACUUCAACUCGGUCGCCUUUCCGAGCUGGGAGGACCCCAAUAAUAUCUUUAUUCUGGGUGGAUCCCUCUACAAAGAGGUGAUUAUCCUCUUCAACCAGACGAGCUCCACCUCGGCAAGGGUAGGCUUGCUACCGACGGAGUAUAAUUUGCAAGCAGGAGUGUCCGAUGGGGCGGGGAGCGCGUAUUUAUUCGUAAAUGUGGAGGGGGGCAUUCCAUCCGUGGUGAAGUUUAAUAUGACUUCAUUCCAAGUUGAGGCAGAGGCUCCGAUAUUGGGGGGAUUCUCUUUUAAAGGCACCCCUCACUCUGUCUGGGACGGAAGGAAUGCAUGGAUAGUUGGGGGCUAUGGCAACUGGACGACGGGUCCACGGCCCAAUUCGAUCCUUAAAUUCGAUCCGGAAUCGAUGCAAAGUGAAAUUGUUCUGGUGGAGAAUUUUCCAGUGAGUGCGGAAAAUGUGACGUAUCUCUCGGAGACGAAUCCUGUUUGGGUCGAGGCGAAUAAUAGGAUCUACUUUUUUGGAGGAUACACCCGCAAUACGCCGGGAAGUAAUCAGAUAAUUCAUGAUAAAAUUUGGUAUAUUCAAUUACCUUAAUGUAUUCCUGGUUUGAGAUGGAUAUAAAUUGAUGACAUAAUGUCAUCUUUCUGCAUAUCCAACAAAUUUAAUUGGUUUAAUUAAAAUAUUAUAUGUAUGUAUUACAUCGACUUUUUUCCAGUGAAUAAACAGAUAUUAAUCACGAGAUCCUUAUAUAA